This is a messenger RNA of Ostreococcus lucimarinus CCE9901, 702 nucleotides long. RefSeq lists its product with no specific name. The record is from RefSeq and is a predicted model, not a curated record. The transcript has a single exon. NCBI's taxonomy places the organism in Eukaryota, Viridiplantae, Chlorophyta, Mamiellophyceae, Mamiellales, Bathycoccaceae. The coding region runs from base 1 to 702 and encodes 233 amino acids.
AUGCACGAGCGGUACGUUGAGAGAGCCGGGACGGAUUUGAGAGAAGUAUCUCACGCGACGGUGUCGUUGCGGGCGGUGGCGCAGAACGAGUACGUGGUGCAGUGGUCGACAACCUUCGUGCCAGAAAAGAUGAAGUUUUUGUACGAUUUAGCGCUGAAUUGGCCGCUCGGGGCGUUGGAGAUCGAGAAGAAAGACAUCCUCGAUCGACAAGGCGAGAUUAGCAAGUUUACGUAUCGCGCGUUAUUCGCUCUGCUCAAACGCGCCGCUCUGGAGGGAAAGAUGCGGAUCCCGAUAGCAAAAAUUGAGGGUGCGAGUCGCCUAGUAUUUGACGGCGGAAAACUCGAGCGGCACGAGGAAUCGCUGACGCUCGUGUCCGCGAUUAACGCGGGUCGCGUUCGCAACAAGCGCGUCGCGCGAGACCUACUCGAGUACCUCGAUUGCCGCAAACCUCCCGGGACGUCGUUAGAAGCGUGGGACGACGCGGUGCUAGAAAAGUGCGAUUAUUACUCCGUGCCUGGAAUGCGUCAGCUCGACGUGGACGGCAUGGAUGCGACGUCUUCCAACGUCGAAGACGCCACCGCCGUGCUCGGCUUCUUCACGCUCGUCACCAUCGCAUUCGGUUUCGGUUUCGGCGCGUGGUACAUGCACGGCGUGCAACAAGAAGCCGUGUUCCGACAAAUGCUCGCCGAAGGCGCGUAUUGA